Molecule: messenger RNA, 1383 nt
Organism: Arabis nemorensis
Lineage: Eukaryota; Viridiplantae; Streptophyta; Magnoliopsida; Brassicales; Brassicaceae
Source: the annotation of a GenBank genome assembly
AUGUCUGAUAGGAGGAGUAGUCGGAUCAAGGUGAAUCGUUCCGAUAUUGCUGGUUCGGUGAAAAAGGAGCCCGUUUCUUUAGAUACUCAGGGAGAAGACAAGAGUGAAAACAACAUGGUUAAUGUCAAAUUAGAGAUGGAAGAAGGACCUGGGUUUCUUUUAACGUAUGGAAUCCAGAAAAGAAAACGACUCUCUCGAGGUCGUUCUUUAGGAAGAAAAUUUGCUAGAUUUGGGGAAAAGAGAGAAAGCGGCUUAGAGGAUCAGAAAAACAACAAGCAGUCAAGGUUAACAUCUCGAUGGAAUACUGAUAGGUUUAAGUUGGCGGAGCAAUCUUUGGUGGAUGUACUAAAGGAGAAAGGUGCUACUUUUGAGACUCCUGUUUCGCGGGGCGAGUUAAGAUGUUUAGCUCGUAGCAAAAUCGGUGAUACUGGACUCUUGGACCAUUUGUUGAAGCACGUUGAUGGAAAGGUAACACCAGGUGGUGCUGAUCGGUUUAGGAGGUGUCACAAUACUGAAGGAACCAUGGAGUAUUGGCUAGAGAGUGCUGAUUUGAUCAAAAUCAAACGUGAAUCUGGGAUUCCUGAUCCUAGUUGGAUGCCACCAGCUUGGUGGAAGAUUCAGAAUGCAUCGAAUGAAUCAUCUGCUCUUCUUAGGGAAGAGAUUGAGAAAAUGAAGAGUGAUAUCAAAGAACUUGCAUCCAAGCAAAAGUUACCAGAUCAUGAUGAUGCCACUGAGAAACUACACAAGGAUCUUAUAACUUGGAGGGCAAAGACUGAUAAGCAAAUUGUGGAUAUCUCAAGUUCGUUGACUUCAACUCAGUGCAUGUUCAAGGAAUUGAAUUCGUGGAAAGAUAAAGUAGAACAGCAGUUGGUGGGGAUUUCAAACUCGCUGAAGAAUCUGCAAGCAAAUGGGAGCACUUCAUUCAGUCCAGCUCCUGAAAGUUGGGAACAUAUAUUGCAAACUGCCAACUUGGAUGAUUUUACAGGGAAUGCUUUUGAACCAUGGGAUGUUGAUGCUGACCUUAUCGAGGUUCUAGCAGCGCCUAUCAGGCCAGAUACCUACUCUCUUCCACCUUGCAAAACCUCUCUCCAAGACGAUGUCUGGUUUGAGGAACAGUCUUUGCCCAAGAUCGAAAUGCAAAAGACAGAGAGCCGCAUGACUAAAGGUGAAUCCAGAAGCUCCAAUGAGGACAAAGCUGACAUGACUCCAGCUUCUUCAGUGACUCCAGGUUCUUCAGUGACUGCAGGUCCAAGAUCAGAGAUUGACGACCCAAAUACUCAUUCUGAGGAAACCUUGAAGGAGUUGGUGGCUUGGAAAGUGAAAGCGGAGCAGCAGCUAACGGAAAUGUCAAACACAAUCCUUGCUCUUAAGGGACAGCUUUGA